AUGAUUCAAACUCUACUGCUGUGUUUUAUACAUGGGUUUAAGGGGGAUGAUGAGACGUUUUUUGAAUUCCCACGGGAUCUGAAGAAAUACGUCCAAGAGACAUCCCCCGAGCUUCAUGUGAGCACGGCUGUUUACCCCAAGUAUGAGACCAAGGGGGAUUUGGCCGGGUGUGUGGAGACUUUCCGCGAAUGGUUACAAGAUCAAGUUACAGAUCUAGAGACAGAUGCUGCGACACCGUCAGCUAUAUUGAAUCCUUCGGUUUCGGUUAUAUUGUGUGCGCAUUCUAUGGGCGGUCUCGUAGCAGCAGAUACCCUCUUCUCAGUCCUCUCCAACCGCCCAACAUGCAUCUCCCCAGAUCCCAGCACCCCGCGCCUCAUGUUCCCUCUCGUCCAAGGUCUGAUCUCCUUCGAUACGCCCUACAACGGACUCGCGCGUAGCAUGUUCGCCUACGGCGCUUUCUCCCAGUACCAGAAUAUCAGCGGGGUGUGGAACAUCGUCUCCACGCUCUCAGGGGGAAUCGGUAUGGGAAGUGUAGCCAGCGCCGCGAGCUCAAGCACGGCGACCGGUGCAAGGUCUGCCCAAAUAGCCAGCGCCACCGCAGCUGGUUCGCAAGUAGUAGCAAGUCAAGCCGGUUGGAAGCGCUGGCAAGCCCUCGCAUCACGAACCGGGACAGCAGGUGCCAUCAUCGCAGGCGGAGUAACAGCCUACAUGCACCGCGAGCAAAUCGGCCAGAGUCUACGCAAGCUGAACCGCGCAAACAUCUCGUCCUCACUGUCCCGCGAUAACCUCUCCCAAGGCCUGUCGUACGUCAGUCGCGAGAGCAUCGGCGACGGCUUCACGUGGAUGGCAUCGCAUCUGAAGUUCGUCGGCGCGCUAAUGAAGCAGGAGCAGAUGACGACGCGGCUGGAACGCCUGUCGGCUCUGAAAGGUGUAGGGGUGGUGAAUCUGUAUACUUCUCUAGGGGAGAACGGGUAUUGGAGUGGUGGGUAUUUUGUGCCGAAGCGGACUUUCUGUGCGGUUCCUGCAGAGGGGGAGGGCGAGGGAGGGGAUAAGAGGAGGUUGUUUGUGGAAGUGCCGAAUACGAAGGCUGCGAAUGAGAUCGAGGCUCAUUGCAGCAUGUUCCAGCCCGAGAAGAACUCUGCGUAUGAGGAUCUUCUGACGAAGACGGGGGAGUUGGUGCGGAAGUGGGUGGGUAAUGAUCCGAGGAAGAUGGUCGAUGAUUAUCAGCCGGACGCCAGACAACGCGCCAUGAGCAUUACGGAAAGUGAAAUUUUGGACGAUGACGGGAAGAUGAAGCAGGAGGAACCUGCAUCUGCAUCUGAAUUUGGAUCUGGAGACACGGCUGCGGAGAAUGACAGUCAGAAGGUUGUUUCCGAGGACGAUAAACAGCUUCAGGCCAUCUUGUCCUGUCAAGAUCUCCCGCAACCUGAAGACGGAGGCAUUACCGACGAGGACUUGAAGCAGGCGCUGGAAGUCCCACUUCCUGUGGAAGAGACGCUAGAUCAGGCUACUGAGGUGUCAUUGCCGGUUGAUGAUUCUGGGUUGAAGGAAAAGGGGAAGAGUUGGGUUCCUGCCAUGCCUGGUAUGCCUGGUAUGCCUGGUAUGCCUACCAUUCCUUCUAUGCCGAAUAUGCCUGCUAUGCCGGCAUAUCUGAAGCGGAAAUGA
This is a messenger RNA of Lachnellula hyalina, 1665 nucleotides long. RefSeq lists its product as uncharacterized. NCBI's taxonomy places the organism in Eukaryota, Fungi, Ascomycota, Leotiomycetes, Helotiales, Lachnaceae. Bases 1 to 1665 code for a protein of 554 amino acids. The transcript is spliced from 4 exons. The record is from RefSeq and is a predicted model, not a curated record.